This is a messenger RNA of Capsella rubella, 2339 nucleotides long. Its product is annotated as serine/threonine protein phosphatase 2A 59 kDa regulatory subunit B' zeta isoform. Gene Ontology annotation, cellular component: protein phosphatase type 2A complex. Bases 384 to 1994 code for a protein of 536 amino acids. Gene Ontology annotation, biological process: signal transduction. NCBI's taxonomy places the organism in Eukaryota, Viridiplantae, Streptophyta, Magnoliopsida, Brassicales, Brassicaceae. The record is from RefSeq and is a predicted model, not a curated record. The transcript is spliced from 3 exons. Gene Ontology annotation, molecular function: protein phosphatase regulator activity.
UAUAUAGGUUUUUUUGGAUUUCGUUUUGUCUUUUCUUUCUUUCUUUUCCUCCUUACCUUUCUCCUCUCUCUCGCUCGAUUUCAAUUUGGGCGAGAAAGGAGUGGUGGUCUUUUGUCUUUCCAGGGUUUAUCACCAAAGAUCCAUCUUUUUGCUAAAGCUUGUGUCUUUUUUUGUCUUUGUUAACUUUCUAGGGUGUCUAGAUCUCUUAUUCUAAAGUCAUCUGCAAAAAUGGUUGAGGCUCGUUCGAUGUACUGAAGUUAGGGUUUUUCUUAUUUUUUCGUUCAGAAGCGAAUCUGGUUAUGCUUAGAGAACAAAGUGCGGGACUUUGACUUACUUAGAGCUGGGUUUCUUAUAUAGUGAAGGGUUUGUGCCAAUAGUUAGAUAUGAUCAAACAGAUAUUUGGGAAAUUGCCUAGAAAGCCUUUAAAGUCUUUGCAAAAUGACUCUACUGGUGAAGGAGGGGUUAACUCUCAUUAUGCUCCCAAUUCUAGUAGUACUAGUACUAGUACUAGUUCUGUCUCAAAACCUUCUUCAAAAUCGUCAGCUUCGGGUUCACGUGUAGCUAAUGGGACUCUUGCUCCUAACUCAUUGAGCUCUAACAUGACUAAUCAAGGGAAGAAUGCUGUUGUACAAGCUGGGCCGUUUCCUUCUUCUGGUGGGGUAUAUGAUGCUUUGCCUAGCUUUAGGGAUGUUCCUAUCUCGGAGAAACCGAAUCUCUUUAUCCGGAAGUUGAGUAUGUGCUGUGUUCUCUUUGAUUUUACUGACCCUUCAAAGAACCUUAAAGAGAAAGAGAUUAAAAGGCAGACAUUGCUUGAGCUCGUUGACUAUGUUGCAGCGGUUGGUGUGAAGUUUAAUGAUGUCGCGAUGCAAGAGCUCACAAAGAUGGUAGCGGCUAAUCUGUUUAGAACUUUUCCUUCUGCGAAUCACGAGAGUAAAAUUCUUGAAAUGCAUGAUAUGGAUGACGAGGAACCUUCGCUGGAACCAGCUUGGCCUCAUAUUCAAGUUGUGUAUGAGAUUUUGCUCAGAUUUGUGGCUUCUCCCAUGACUGACGCAAAGCUUGCAAAGAGAUAUGUUGACCAUUCCUUUGUCUUGAAGCUGUUAGACUUGUUUGAUUCUGAAGAUCAAAGAGAGAGGGAAUAUUUAAAAACCAUUCUGCAUCGGGUGUAUGGGAAGUUCAUGGUGCAUCGACCCUAUAUCAGAAAAGCUAUUAACAAUAUCUUCUACAGAUUCAUAUCCGAGACUGAAAAGCAUAAUGGCAUCGCAGAGUUGCUAGAGAUUCUUGGAAGUAUAAUCAAUGGGUUUGCUUUGCCUUUAAAAGAAGAGCACAAGCUCUUCCUUUUGCGAGCCUUGAUUCCUCUCCACAAGCCUAAAAGUUCAUCGGUCUAUCACCAACAGCUUUCUUAUUGCAUAGUUCAGUUUGUAGAGAAGGACUUCAAGCUCGCUGAUACCGUUAUUAGAGGCCUUUUAAAAUAUUGGCCUGUGACUAACAGCUCAAAGGAAGUUAUGUUUCUUGGAGAAUUAGAAGAAAUCUUGGAAGCAACUCAAGCUGCUGAGUUUCAGCGGUGUAUGGUUCCUUUAUUCCGACAAAUUGCUCGAUGUCUCAACAGUUCACAUUUUCAGGUUGCUGAAAGGGCAUUGUUUCUAUGGAACAACGAUCACAUAAGAACCCUUAUCACCCAGAACCAUAAAGUGAUAAUGCCAAUAGUCUUCCCAGCUCUAGAGAGAAACACACGUGGACACUGGAACCAAGCAGUUCAGAGUCUGACUAUAAACGUGAGGAAAGUAUUCUGCGACAUUGACCAAGUUCUCUUCGACGAGUGUUUAGCCAAAUUCCAAGUGGCAGAAGAUAAUAAAGCAGAGGUUACCGCGAAACGGGCAAGAACAUGGCAGUGGUUAGAAGAUUUAACGACUUCAAAUACCAUUGAAACCAACGCGGCAGUACUGGUGCCAAGAUUUGAAUCCUCAGUCAAUCUUGCAAGCAGCUCCACAGGGUAGUAGAAUCUCAAUCUGGUAGGUAAAGAAGAACAGCUGCAGUGCUUAUACAUCAAAGAAUAACAAUAGAGAUUGGGGGAGUUUGAGUUGUUGGAGAAAUCUGAUGGAUCAAACUAGAGGGGUGUGAAGUAUCUCAUUCUCAUCAGUGAUUACUUACUUAUUUAACAUAUUUUCUUUGGGGUUUACUUCUUCUUCUUCUUUAAGGUCUUCAAAGAGGAAUGGGCUUAUAUGUACUGUAACAAAUAUUGUGGUCUAAGACUAUAGGGAUGGUUCAUCACUCAUAAGAGACGACUAUAUAAUUAUUUUUAAAUUGAACUUUUCAGAAUUUAUUUGAUGUAUAUUUUUUAA